AUGAAUCUGAAAUCACAACCAAGUAUCUACCCCAAGCGUUACAAGAAAACCAAAACGAAUAUGCUCUUCCAACUACCCCCCGAAAUUAUGGAGAUUGUGCUUGAUAAUUUGCAUCAACGUGAAUUAUUACAAAUAUCCCAAAUCAACAAAUACUUUCGACACUUGACACUCUUACGUCAGUACUCUGUGAUUUCUAUUGACUCAAGUCCUAAGUUGUUUCAAAGAGAUACAAAAUCAUUAAAUGAUUUUCAAGAGUUGCGUGGUGUUUACCAACUUGACAAUUAUUCCAUCAGAGCAGUAAACAUUUCGUCAGUCUAUUGUUUGAAACUUUUCUUCAAGACACUAAUAGAAAAUCCUCAAUAUGGGGGGUAUAUCAAAAUAUUCCACGUCGAGCAUUUACCAGACAUCCCUGAUUUGCAUGUGGUUGAGUAUUUGCAAAGAGUCUUGCCAUUGAUGAAUAGAUUAAAAGAGUUUCAUUGGAACCACUCCUACCCCGUUUCCAUGAAGUUGUUGCAAUACAAUUUAGAGCUAACAGCUGUCAGUGGUAAUAUUUUGUGUGACAAUAUCAAUAUGGAUGCAUACCCUUUACUCAAUGAAGCUGUCUUGACUGUUACCGAUUUUCAUUUACCACUACGGAAACUCACAAUAAAAAAUGUUGAUUUAAACAACAUUUCUGUCAACACAACAUUGUUAAAGUCGUUGACUAUUGAAAAUUGUUCUAACGAGAAAGAUUUUUUAAUCAAAUUGGAUGCCCCUCGUCUUGAAGAUUUGUCCUUAUCGAUAGAAGAUCAACCAUUUUUUGCAAAAAUGUUCUCCCAAUUACAUCUCAAAAGUUUGAAAUUAUCGAUCCCAGAACAAUGUGAAAUGUUGAAAGUUAGCCACAUAUUAAAUUUUUUGAACAAAGACAUUUCCAGGUUGGAAAUUUCCAAUCAACCCGACAGUCACAGUUACAAGAUUUUACCUAAAUUCAACAAUUUAGAUUAUCUUCAUUUAUCAGUAUUGGAAAAAGAUAUUUACAAACUUCUUUCGUCAUUAACGAAAAAAUUACGGUUUCUUUCCUUGAAUGUACUUGAGGCAACUGAGAGACGUAAUUGUUUGAUUGCAAGUGAAUUUUGGGAAUGCUCAAUGAUUGACGAGAAUCAAUUAAAAUACACUGAUUUCACUCUAGAGUACCACAGAAAGUUGGAUCGCUUGAAAUGGCUCCGCUUUCAAGGCAAUGAUACCACAUAUAUUUUUGAAUGCAACGAAUCAGAACCAAUAAUUUUCCGUGAUGGAUUUUAUCAUUAUUUUGAUAGAAUAGUAAACACAUUAAUAUAA
This is a messenger RNA of Candida albicans SC5314, 1317 nucleotides long. RefSeq lists its product as uncharacterized. The coding region runs from base 1 to 1317 and encodes 438 amino acids. Lineage: Eukaryota; Fungi; Ascomycota; Pichiomycetes; Serinales; Debaryomycetaceae. Gene Ontology annotation, molecular function: protein binding. The transcript has a single exon. The record is from RefSeq and is a predicted model, not a curated record.